ACGCAUCGCAUCAAUUAAAAAUAUUAUUCAAGCCUAAGCUUUUUCACAAGCCUCUAUUUAUCAAUUUGUCGCAAACAACAUUCAAAAUUUGACCAAGCUACUUUCUCAUGUACUUUUCUUCCACUACAUAGUAAGUCUUUAAGGAGACAAUACCAGUAGCGAUGGACUUCCUUAUUACAGAUAUCCAGGAGAAGGAAGUAAAAGAGCCGACAGCUCCAAACUUCCCCCAAGUCAAGUCAACCACCACCGGAUUCCCCGAACAUAAAAAGCGAACUCGGAUUUCGGCCUUCAAGCAGAAACGACAGGCUACAACAAAGUCAGAAGAAGACAAACCAAAAGUAUUCACUACAGGGUCAAAAGAACCUCUAUCGCCACCAAGUCAAGAUGCGCAACAGACGACGCGACCAAAUGGAGAUUUCAGAGCGAACGAGAAGCAAGGCAUAGAUCGCGAAAAUACCGACAGACUGGCAUCAAUGUCACCAGAAGAAAUAGAGGCGGCCAGGCAAGAGCUUUUUAGCGGACUUGAUCCUUCCGUGCUCGAGAUGUUGCUUAAGCGCGCCAACUUGGACGAAUCUAACGGACCCUCUCCUUUCGAUAUUCCCGAUCCCGCCUCAAAAGACAGCUUCUCUUCGAAUCCAAAUCCAAAACCAAUACAAUAUCCUCCCGAGAUAGUGGUGCAGGACACGGCCGUCGAACCGAGUAGCAAUACAUCGAAUAUAAAGCUCGCAGAGAAAAGCGAAGCAGAAUCAAGUACUUCGGACAACUCUAAACGCGUUCGAUGGGCUACGGUAGAGGAUGAAAAAGACGAAGCAAAAACAAUUCCAGACGCAAAGUCAACACCUCCUCCUCCUCCUCUAUCACAACCCCCCUCCGAAAACGCCACCGCUCCCGACUCCGAACAGACAACAACAACAUCAUCACCACCACCACCAACCAAACCCCACUGGCCGCAACCCCGCCAACCAGGCGACCUCGACCCCCACGACCCGGACUUCCUGCAGAAGCUGCACGACAAGUACUUCCCGAGCCUACCCGCCGACCCCUCGAAGCUCGCGUGGAUGGCCCCGGUCCCCACGCCCAACUCCCCCGCCGACUUCGACAGCCCGUACCACCCGCGGCAGGACUCGCUCCCGGUGUCCGCGCUGCGCUUCGACUUCCGCGGCGCCCUGCUGCCGCCGCGCGUCGCGCGCGCCAUCCCCGUCACCAAGGGCCUGCACCACCACGGCGAGGCCCCCGAGGCCGCCGGGUACACGGUGCGGGAGCUCGCGCGCCUGUGCCGCAGCGCGGUCCCGGGCCAGCGCUGCGUCGCGUACCAGACGCUCGGGCGCAUCCUGUACCGGCUAGGGCGCGGGGAGUUCGGGGGCCCCGGGGACGCGGUGGCGCGCGGGGUGUGGGCGGACGUGGAGGAGGGGGCCGUCCUGAGGAGCCUGUACGAGGAGGCCGGGACCGAGGAAGGGGCCGGGCAUCGGAGCGCGAGGGUCUUUGCUAUCGAGGCGAUUUGGCUGUUUGAGAAGGGCGGGUGGAAGGAGAGGGUUAGGAAGGGGAAGUAGAUAAAUGGAGGGAAGAGGUGGGGAAAAAUACGGAAAUGAAAUGAAUAGAUGCGAUACGACGGGAUUGUCGAUCAAGUCAGUCUGUCAGUUAUGUGGCACGAUUCAUAGGUACAUAACUGGCACGUAAUGACAUAAGAUACAGUAAUAUACUGCUGACUCUAUUUACGUGAAAUAAAAAAAAGGAUGGUAUAUAUAUAAUAUAAAGGGGUACCUAGUAUAUAUCACGACAUCCCGCAGAACGGCUUAGAAGCAAGCCAGCCAGCGAGCAAGCGAGCAAAAAGCGCGAGGGACCAGACGCCAAGGGUAAAAGAAGGAAAAAAGAAUCCAUGAUUUUUAGACUAUUACAACAUAAAAACCGUCGAGAGAAAAAUAA
Molecule: messenger RNA, 1923 nt
Organism: Daldinia caldariorum
Lineage: Eukaryota; Fungi; Ascomycota; Sordariomycetes; Xylariales; Hypoxylaceae
Exons: 1
Coding region: 162-1550 (462 amino acids)
Biological process (GO): transcription by RNA polymerase II
Cellular component (GO): nucleus
Source: RefSeq, a predicted model, not a curated record